Colletotrichum aenigma is the source of this 588-nucleotide messenger RNA. RefSeq lists its product as uncharacterized. Gene Ontology annotation, biological process: protein localization to plasma membrane; eisosome assembly. The transcript is spliced from 3 exons. The coding region runs from base 1 to 588 and encodes 195 amino acids. The record is from RefSeq and is a predicted model, not a curated record. NCBI's taxonomy places the organism in Eukaryota, Fungi, Ascomycota, Sordariomycetes, Glomerellales, Glomerellaceae. Gene Ontology annotation, cellular component: eisosome; plasma membrane.
AUGCUCAAGUUUGUCAGCGCAGGCGUGUGGGGCCUUCAGGCCAUCAUGGCGAUCGUCGUCCUCGCACUCUCUCUCGAGCUCACCAAAGAGAUCACGGGAAACGCCAAUGGGGUGGAUUUCAAAAUUCCGGACCCUCCUACAACCACCAAGUACAGCGCGUUCUGCGGCGGCUUUGGUCUGGCCGUUGCCAUUUUCGGUGCCGUUGCCACCUUCUUCGACGCCAUCCCGGCCCUUGUUGUGAUGGCAGUCGAUGCCGUUAGUGGGGUGCUGCUCCUUGCUGGUGGAAUUGCAUUUGCAAUCGGCCUUCGCGGAAUCACAUGCGACCCUGGCAACGAUGAUGACUUGAAAAUGUUAUACGCAAACGACAUAAUUAACCGGGGCAAAGUCGAGAACUCGAAUAAGAAAAAUAACGAGGAAUGGCCCUGGACGACCGUCGGAACUGAGGGGGAACUCAUCGGUAAUUGCAAGAAGGCCACGGCUGACCAGGCCAUGCAAUUUGUAACGUGCGGCUUUGCUUUGGCCACGAUUGCCCUCGUUUUCUUGGUCUGGAAGAAGAACCGCUCUGGUGGUGGAAGGGCCUACGUUUGA